CACUCUUCCCUCGAUUCCUGUCCCUGCUGCUGAAUCGAUGUUCUCUGUGAUCACUACUAGCAGCUGUUUGCGGAAGUGGCUACUUGACUUGUUGUCUGUGUCAGUGAGUAAGCUUAUCGAUGCACCUGCAAACCAGAGGUUGACACUAGCUAUAUUCAAAGUAAAGCAGCUGUAAAGUAUAUAAAAAAAGUCUUUUUGACUUAGAAAGUCCGAGAAGAGGGUUACACGCAGGAAGGACAAAGCAACGUAAACAGGAUGCAAACGGAAUCCAUGGCGGCCCCGGAGCAGCCACAGGGGGUCGCCGCCGCCGCAGUGACAGGUGAACGGGUGGAUCUGGCUGAACUGGCCCAUGGGGAUGCGGUCCCUGAGCUGCCAGAACUCCACAGCCCCAAACCACAGACCUUUGAUCUCUUCAACAUGGUCAUCUCCUUCAAGAGGAUGGAGAUUUUCCUGGAGCCCCUCACUGACAUCUGGGAGCUGGUCAAGUACAUACUGAGAUGGAGAAUGCCUGUCUGUUCGCUGCUCUGCUGUCUCAUGUCGAACAUCAUCUUUCUAACGCUGAGUGAAGCGGCCUGGUUCUCCAUGCUCCUCCUGUGUAUAUUAGCCCCGGCUGCGCUGGGGUACAUGCAGGACUGCUCCCAAGAGAGCCCUUCAGAGCUGGUCCUGCAGAGGAAACGGCACCACGCUGUCCUGCGCCAGGACCUCCAGACCGUGCAUCUGAACAGAGAGGAGGCACUGCUGGAGGUCAAGGGGCUGUUGAUGCAGUUGGAUGAGAUUCUGUCCCAAGCCUGUCUGUCUGCAGAGUCUGUGUACCGAGUGCUGUAUUGGGAGAACCACAACACCUCCUUCCUGUUCUAUGGGGGGCUCCUGACUGCACUCUGCCUGGUGUAUAUGAUCCCUUUCUGCUGGAUCCUGGCAGUGGUUAACAGUGCCCUCUUUCUGUGGAACAGAGAAUUUGUGCGAGUUAUACUGGAGUACAGGGAGUCCUUUCACCAGAGACGACUCAAACCCAAGAAUGGAGAUGGUGAAAACAUGGAACCGGAGCUUGCAUCUUUUAUGGACCGGACUCCAACACCUACCAGUGUGGAGGAUCUGUCCCCAGGGAGUGUUGAUGAGGCAGAAGAGGCAGAGCCUGAUGACGAGUUUAAAGAUGCUAUUGAGGAGCAACAGCAGCUGAUUUUGCCGGAGCAACAGCUGAUAUUACCGGAGGAUGAGGAAGUCCCACCAUGCACUGCUGAUUGUGAUCUUGGGGUUAUUGACAAUGGCCUGCUAAGCAGAAACGAGCCAAUCAGGAGCAAAGUGUCCAAACUGACUGAGAAACUGCGGAAGCGCUAUCCUACAAACAACUAUGACAGAGGCCACUGUUGUACAGCAAUUAACACUGCUUCAGGCUUUGCUACAAAAGGUGUUUAUGCAGCUGUAGUAUCUUCUCCUGGAGCAGCUCAUUGAGGUAAUUGUGUUAUUAGGUGUGCUUAUACACAACAGAUGUUACCUUAUACAGGGAAGGAACACCAGUAAUCAACAUACACCCCACAUAAUCAGGUCUCGGGUAGCAUAAUGCUGGAGUUUAUUAGUAUUUAGUUUGUAGAUGAUUUAAUGUUGUUAGGUUAUACAUUCCAAAUUGUCCUAGAGGAAACAACGGAAAUUAGUCUUUGUAACUGAUACGUUUGUAGUUUGUUUGACAAAUGCAUGCAUCUAGAAUUGUAUGAUGUCAGAGAAUCAAAAAGCACAGGUGCAAGGGGGUAAGGUUAAGCAAAGACAUGCAAUUUAAUAGUUUACACAAUACAAUGGGGUGUAAUGAUCAAAAAGCAGUACAGCUGUACAGUUGUCCUGUAAAGUAGAGAUUCAUUUUUCAAUAGCUGGUAAAUUAGCUGUGCUUUGGGCAAAAUGUGAUAAGAGUUUGAAAUGCAUUUCUUGACACUAAAAUUGUUAAAUCAUUAAGCCAUGAAUAGAAUCCAAGCAGUAAGAAAUCCAACUGAAAGCCUCUCCAUUAAAAAGAAAAUUCCAAUAACUUAUUCACAAUUUUCAAAAGUUGAGCUGAGGUUCUAAGAUUUGGUCCGUUUCUCAACACCUUCCUUCCUGUCUAACAAAGUGAUGUCAAAGUGUAAUAAUCGCUGGGAGACUCAAAAAAAGGAUUACAAUUCCUCUUAAUAAACCUUCCUCCGUCUCUCUCACGCUUACUUACCUGAGGUGAAGGGAAGGGAGGUUGAGAGGGUAAAACAUGACAAACGUACAUACAGGAACUAAGAGAGAAAAUAAGAUUAACAAGAUAAACAGCAAAUUCACAAACCCUUCCCCAAAUACCCCAAUACCCCAAUACCCCAUGUACUACACCCUGCUGGGUAGCGCAGCUAUGCAGUCUUGGUGAUUAGCAGACAGCCUUACUGGGUCUCAGCUGGCUCUUAACAGCAGUUCUUACACUGUGCUGUUUCCUUGGUCCUGGUUCACAUUUAGAGGCUGGGCUUCUCUCCACCAGCAAUGAUUAACAUGGCUAUCAGCGGGUGCUGUAGUGACAAACCUGUAACUUGUUUUCCAUAAUCACUCCGGAUAGCGGUCUUAUCCACACAAAAGGCCAGAAGCUUAACACUGGAGCCCCAGGGAGAUAAGGGCACACUCUAUCACUGGGGAUUAGGAGUGCUGACAGGCAGGGGGGGCAGGGGCAUUCAGUGUGGUAUGGCACAUUACCACAUGCUUACUCCAACAUACAUACACACACAGUGUUGCUGGACAGGAGCUGGGAAGAAGGAUAAAGAUGAGGGACUGGAAGACAGGAAGCCAGGUGGUUAGUGCUACGGAACUAAGAAUUGUGGCUUAGUGAUUAAGUCUUAAGGGUUGGAGAAGUGUGGCAUAGUGGUUAGAGCUGAGGGACUGGGAGGCAGUAUGGGCCAGUGAUUACAACUGAGGAACUGCAAGGUAGUGUGACUGACUCCAAAUCCCAUGUUCAUUUCAUGCCAUUCUUUGUGCCUCAUACAUGGUUGUCAAAAAAUCAGACAUACAGUUACCGUACACAUGGGAGGUUUGAUUGGAUCUCUUAGACAGAUAGGUUAUAGAAGUGAAAAUAUAAAUACUGUAAAUGGAAAGAAAUGUAAAUGUUUUUUUUAUUUAUUAUUAGUUUCCCUGAGAUGAAUACAUGUAAUCUGUCUAGAUAACUGGCUAUGCAUACUUUGUUGUUUAAGGGGGUUACCUAUCACACAGUGGCCUGUAUUAAAACAACAUCCUCCAGAUAAAUGAGUUCACAGUCCUCUCUUUAAGACUGGAUAAUAAAUUGAUUAGGCCUAAUCAAGCCCAUUUGUAACUGCCAUGAUACACCUCAGACCCUCCCAACCUAGUAGGACAUUAAUCCUUGACCCCCCCCCCCUCCCCCCUCUUCAAACACCAUCAGGAAGAAUAGUGACAACUUACAUCUUUCUGUUUGUCCAUCUGUAUGACAGCCUAAUCCAAUUCCAAUUGUGUUUCUAUGAGACAGUUUUGGUAUUAAAAGCAGAUAUAAAAAUAUUGGCAGUUGCAAAACAUCUCAGAUCCUUAACCCUUGGGACCCCCAAUGAAAAAGCUGUUUGUUAUUUUCAUUUUCAGAUUGACUUAUUUCUAACAUAAUUGAUCUAUCUGAACUUCAUGACCUAAUGAUAAAAAUGUGUUGUACUCCAAUAAUAACCAUGAAAUCGAAUAUAAAAGCUUCUCUGUGCACUGCUGUUUCCCAGCCUUCGUUGCACAUUCUUCUUUUGAAAAAAAGAAAAUGUAGAAAAACGAACAGUAAAAGCCUCAAUAAGUACUGAUUGAACUGCUUUGACUUUGUAUUAUUAUAACUGUUCUUACAAAAAAUUUACACACGUAUCCAGGUUAUUUUACAACCAUGUGUGUCUCUCUGAGCUAACUGCCUGCAUUGGCCCACGGGAACAGAAGAAUUUAUCCUAAUCCCAGAUAAACAUAAUUGCCAGUGCAGUUAAACCAGUAGAAAUAAAAUACGUUGUUUUAAAGUGCUGACCAAAAGUCUGGCUGACUCAAUCGAAGCUGAGAUCAGAGCUCAAAUAUAGCCUGUAUGCAAGUAUAAACUAGCAUUGAUGUCUUGUACCUCUACAAAUGACAGAAAUGGCAGCUACAUCAAGCAUUCCUUUCUUGUUACUGCUAUUUUGAAGGGCUGAAACAUUUUCAUAGAUGAAGCUUCUUAGAACAGACGCUCACGCUGAAACUUAUUGAACCAAACCUACGUUCAGUUUAACUGUGUGUAAUUACUAACAACAUACAACUGAUCUCUGGAGAGAGGUAGGCAUAUCACAGGGGCCUGGGUGGAAAAGGAUGAGGAGGGAGGUUUUAGGGGAAGGUAGACCUCAAUGUUGGAGAAUCUACGGGCAGAUAGAUUCCAUCUCAUGGGGGAGAUAUAGUAGGAGAAUAUAGAAUUUUUAGAGCGCUGAUAUCCAAGGUAUUGGAUGACAUUGGCAUGUAAUAUAUUUAAGACAUACAACAUUCCCUGUGCCUAUGAGCGUUUGUUAGGUUAACUUUAUAAUUAGAAAUCUCAAUACAUGUGCUCCAAUUCUGUGACAGGAAGUUAGCUAUACAGAAAGCCAGCGUAUUCUUUUUUGGUGAGUCCUACCCGUUAGCGUCUGUCUGUGUGGUAAACCAUUCCUGAUAAAGGAGUCUUGGAGGGGCUAGCUCUGACAUACUCGGUCCCUGACUCCCCAUUUAAAGAAUGUGUUUGGAUUCCUAGCAAAAAGUGUAAACUUGAAAGAGUUGUCUGUCUGAGAUAGCACUCCAUACGUCACUCUUCUACAGUUGGGUCAGUCCCAUACCCAAUGCUAAUGCUAAAGUGAAAGGAUUCAUGAAACUGCCUUGGCCUUCGACACUAAUUUUUAUUUUUUUUUUUAACUCUCUUGCAAAGUCACACUGCAUCUUGAUAUUUAGCACUAAAUAUCUGCUCUCCAGCACUGCCACCUGGAACUCCAUUAUCUGCCCUUCUUUACUGCUGCACUCAUAAUGCGCAAUUGAAAGUUCUAUUCUGAUGCCUCUGAAAGCAGGUUUCUGUGUGUCUGUUUCCCACCCUCUUGAAUGUGUUGCCUUCUAACUGAACCAAUCCAUACCAUGUAAUUAGUAGCAAACAAUAGUUCCAGUAAGCCUAAUUUACAGGUCCUGCCAUUCACUGUGCUCUCAGGAGCUUUACAAUUUCCGCAGGAACUUCCAUUUCAAAUAAGGAAAUACCAAGCUAUACAUUAUCAAACACUUAACUGACAGGUAUGUAUGACAGAAACAUACAAAACCUAAUUUGUCACUGUGUUUGGCGUGCGUGAGGUUAUUAAACACCCUGUUUAAUGAAAGAAGAGAUUGUAAUGAAAUAACUAAACUGUUCUAACCAGUGUGAGAGCUUGAGUUAGUUAGUAGGUCAUUAUCUUGCAUGGGACCCUGACACCUUUGAUGUCCCUCAUCAAGUUUUGAUUUUGGUUUCUAUGUGGUGAAAUGCAAAGCUCAAUGGAGAGGGAGGACGCAGGACAGAUGAGUGUGUGUGUGUGUGUGUGUGUGUGUGUGUGUUGAAAGCAGUGCCUGCUUCAUGGCUGUGUAAUGAGAGAGGCAUGCUGCCUCAAAACAAACAGACACUGUGCUGCCCACAUUAGAGGCAGACAGCAGACACUUCCAGUGUAAAAAAUUCUGUUCAGUAGGGUGUGGCUUUCUGGGGAUUAGAGAUUGGUGUGUAAAAACUACAGAUCCCAAACCCCAUUGUGGUGUCCAGAAGUUGUGAGUGACUCACCCACAGGGGUCAGAAGCCGCCCUGAGCUACGUGGAAGUAUGUCAUCAUUGCAUUCCUCAUUGAUACUUCCCCUGUGAUGUGGUUACACUGCUGACAUUCUCUACCAGUGACUCCCAUGGGCUGAGAGUAGACCCUUUACUGGAACUCAACGGAAGUGGUUAGAACACUUACCUUUCAUCUCUGGGACCCGGGCUCCAUUCCAGCCUGGGCCAUCUAUGUAGGGAAAUGUAAAUAUUAUUAUUAUUAUUAUUUGUUUAUUUAUUAUUUGUUGAUUUAGCAGACGCCUUUAUCCAAGGUGCCUUACAGAGACUAGGGUGUGUGAACUAUGCAUCAACUGCAGAGUCACCUACAAUUACGUCUCACCCGAAAGACGGAGCACAAGGAGGUUAAGUGACUUGCUCAGGGUCACACAAUGAGUCAGUGGCUGAGGUGGGAUUUGACCCAAGGGACCUCCUGGUUACAAGGUCGUUUCUUUAACCACUGGACCACACUGCCUCCUUAUCCUUAUUAUCAAAAGCACCAUUACAGUUGAUGCUGUUGCCGAUGAGAUAUCAAAUCUGCGACAUGCCAACACUGGAAAUGGGAUUUCUCAUCUAUAUAAAUAUUAUAUUCUGUAAAUAAACAGAGUGGCGGCACUGCACUAUGUAUUUAUAGACCUCCAAACAGCAGUAUUAAACCAGCUCUCAGGUCAGAUGAAUAGGUGUACAGUACUGGUGCUGAGAUCCCUUCACUGACUCACUUUUCCUCACUCGCUUC
Acipenser ruthenus (sterlet) is the source of this 6490-nucleotide messenger RNA. Its product is annotated as protrudin-like. The coding region runs from base 256 to 1449 and encodes 397 amino acids. Lineage: Eukaryota; Metazoa; Chordata; Actinopteri; Acipenseriformes; Acipenseridae. Gene Ontology annotation, biological process: endoplasmic reticulum tubular network formation; positive regulation of axon extension; neuron projection development. Gene Ontology annotation, molecular function: metal ion binding. The transcript has 12 exons. Gene Ontology annotation, cellular component: endoplasmic reticulum tubular network; growth cone membrane. The record is from RefSeq and is a predicted model, not a curated record.